Sinocyclocheilus anshuiensis is the source of this 1365-nucleotide messenger RNA. RefSeq lists its product as uncharacterized. Bases 358 to 1239 code for a protein of 293 amino acids. NCBI's taxonomy places the organism in Eukaryota, Metazoa, Chordata, Actinopteri, Cypriniformes, Cyprinidae. The record is from RefSeq and is a predicted model, not a curated record. Gene Ontology annotation, biological process: positive regulation of natural killer cell cytokine production; cytokine production; positive regulation of immunoglobulin mediated immune response. The transcript is spliced from 5 exons. Gene Ontology annotation, molecular function: cell adhesion molecule binding. Gene Ontology annotation, cellular component: external side of plasma membrane.
CAUGACUUUGCUUACAGUUUUUGCAUAUUCAUUUUUAAAUAUCAUAUAAUACAUUACUUGCUUUAUACUGUUAAACUUGAGGUGACAGCCAUUUUCUGGGUAGAAAGAUAUGCUUGGUGGAAACUCCCACGUUCAAGCAUCAUUUCCUUCUUAGAGACAUCAAAGAUCUGACUGAGUUGGCAGUAAAAGUAAAAGAAAAAAAAAGAAAGAAGAUGAAGUAAAGGCUCAUUCAGAUUAGCUGAUGGUAAGACUGACAGGGAGAGAGGUCUAGUGUGAAGUCAGUAUAACAACAAAAUAAAAAAAACAAAGCAGGAAACAGGCGGAAGAGAAAGCCUAUGUCGGUUUAGCUCGACAACCAUGAGCAGCAACUUUCUUUGCGCUCUUCUCAUCCUUGCCUUCCUGGAAUCAGGCAAAUCAAACAGUGGUGUAUCUAUUAAUCACAGUCGAGAUGGAGAUGGCCAGACCAUUACCUGUGUCCUCUCAGGGGACGAAAACAUGACACAAAUCAACUGGGAGAUGCUAAGAGGCCCGAAUCGCACGAAACUGGGCACGUAUCACCCACAUUUUGGAAUUUACAUAAUGCAAGAAUAUGAGACUAAAGUAAAGAUCAAGAACAAAAAAUCUCCUCAUCCAUCAUCAUCCCUUCUCAUUAAAGUAGCAUCAAAUGAGAGCGUGCUAAUCUGUUGUGCGUUCAUAACAUUUCCUUCGGGGAAACUUGAGCAGUGCACUGAUAUCAGUAAGAAAGAUGUCAGAAUGAACACGUCUAUGAUCAAAGAUUUUACAUAUGUGGAACCAGAACCAAGGCUGGGAUUAUUUGGACAUUUGGGUGCAAUGAUCAUUGGAACUAUUCUCUCCCUUUUUAUCCUCACCAUCCUUUUCUAUUUAUGCAGAAAAAACAGCUGUAGAAGGAGGAAGUCCUUUAAAAUACGAACAUACUUGCCAGACUCACCGGCUGAGACAUUUGCUGAAGAAUCAGUUGAUGCACCAGCUUCUCAAAGUUCUGCGAAUGGCUUUGACCCCUCAAAACUUUAUGCCAAGAUCAAAAAAGACCUUUUCUAUGGCCGGCUGUGGAAGUCUUACCAAGGCCAACCCAAACCAUGGACACAAGGUACCAUGACUGAUCAAGGACACGUUUAUCACCUGUUAGGACAGAGUCCCUUACCGCAAAGAAAUGUGGAGGGCAGCCCCUUGAGGCCAGAAACAACAGAAACUACAGAACAACAUUUCAGUAGUUUUUAGUUUCCAGUGUGAUUGAGAGGAACCUUGUCAUAUUUGUGUAAUGUAAAAUAGCUUAAAGCAGAUUGCAAUGCAUUAUAUAAAGAAAAGAAUGAAUUCAUAUUUUGAAUUAAUAUUAAAACAAAUUAU